This is a messenger RNA of Carlito syrichta (Philippine tarsier), 954 nucleotides long. Its product is annotated as olfactory receptor 2F1. The record is from RefSeq and is a predicted model, not a curated record. Gene Ontology annotation, biological process: G protein-coupled receptor signaling pathway. The transcript has a single exon. Gene Ontology annotation, cellular component: membrane. Gene Ontology annotation, molecular function: G protein-coupled receptor activity; olfactory receptor activity. Lineage: Eukaryota; Metazoa; Chordata; Mammalia; Primates; Tarsiidae. The coding region runs from base 1 to 954 and encodes 317 amino acids.
AUGGAUCCAGAUAAUCAGACGUGGAUUAGUGAAUUUAUUCUCCUUGGCCUGUCCAGUGACUGGGACACUCAGGUCUCUCUCUUUGUCCUGUUCUUGGUCAUGUACCUAGUGACCGUGCUGGGGAACUUCCUCAUUAUUCUUCUGAUCAGACUAGAUAGCCAACUCCACAGUCCCAUGUAUUUUUUUCUCACCAACCUCUCUCUUGUUGAUGUCUCCUACGCCACAAGCAUAGUACCUCAGCUACUGGUACAUUUUCUUACAGAACAUAAAGUCAUCCCAUUCCUGAGCUGUGCAGCCCAGCUAUUUUUCUCCCUGGGUUUGGGGGGAGUUGAAUUUGUUUUGCUAGCAAUGAUGGCCUAUGACCGUUAUGUGGCUGUGUGUGACCCCCUGAGAUACUCUGCCAUUAUGCAUGGAGGACUGUGUGCUAGGUUAGCCAUCACAUCCUGGGUCAGUGGCUCCAUCAACUCCCUCAUGCAGACUGCUAUCACUUUUCAGCUGCCCAUGUGCACUAACAAAUAUAUUGAUCAUAUAUCCUGUGAAAUCCUAGCCGUGAUCAGGCUGGCUUGUGUGGACACUUCUUCCAAUGAGGUCGCCAUCAUGGUCUCCAGCAUUGUCCUUCUGAUGACACCCUUCUGCCUGGUUCUUUUGUCCUACAUCCAGAUCAUCUCCACCAUCCUAAAGAUCCAGUCCAGCGAGGGAAGGAGGAAAGCCUUCCAGACCUGUGCCUCUCACCUCACGGUGGUUGCCCUGUGCUAUGGCGUGACAAUUUUUACUUAUAUCCAGCCCCACUCAGGUCCUUCUAUCCUUCAGGAGAAGUUGAUCUCUGUGUUCUAUGCCAUUAUUAUGCCCAUGCUGAACCCUGUGAUUUACAGUCUAAGAAAUAAGGAGGUGAAGGGAGCCUGGAAGAAACUAUUAGGGAAAUUCUCCUGGUUAACAUUAAAACUGGCAUCUUGA